Messenger RNA from Rhinichthys klamathensis goyatoka, 2110 nucleotides. RefSeq lists its product as uncharacterized. The record is from RefSeq and is a predicted model, not a curated record. Lineage: Eukaryota; Metazoa; Chordata; Actinopteri; Cypriniformes; Leuciscidae. The coding region runs from base 42 to 1484 and encodes 480 amino acids. The transcript has 3 exons.
AAGCGCAAACCCCUCAGUCACCAAACUACAAACAAGACUUGAUGCGAAAUGCAACACACAACAAUCUAGAAACAAACCAAAACCAAAGCGACGACCACCUGCGGCAUGAAGGGGCAGCUGAAGUCACUCAUAGAGUGUUCACGUAUUUACACGUCUCGGAUAGUUACAGAUCUGCAGGACGAGUCUUGGAGGUCCUAUCCCCACCACAUGCUGAAGGGCAGGACAUGACAACCUCUGAGUCGGGUUCCUCCUCAGUUCAAUCGCCCUCCCCCUUCUCGCAAAAUGUCACAGCUGAAGGAGGAAUGGUUUACAAUCGCAACAGAUUCAAGGCAAGUUCUUUGUUCAAGAUUAAAGAGCCGUUCAAAAGUAAGGAGGAUGAGCAGAGAAGAAACUCUACGCUUGGCAAUGUAAGAUUGGAAAGGCCUGGCAAAUCUUUAAGCUUUUUCAGGCGGAGGUGUAACACUUGGCCAGAAGGAGAACGGAAAGCGAAAGAAAGUCAUUCAAACUCCAAUCUUCAGGUUUUCAUUAAAAAAAACAUGUUACCGGUGGAUUCUGUCAUUGAUAACAAAUCCAACCCUUUUCCAGAAGACAGUUUGCCCAAUUCUGUCAAGAGUUCAAGUGGAGCAGUUAAAAACAUCUGCUCUUAUUUGUCUCUAGGAUCCACUCUUAGCUUCAGUCUUCCCAAGAGCUUUCACAACAGUGUCUCGGACAUGGAAAACAAAGAGGAGAUUGAACCUGUACAGAUUAAUGAUGACUCAAACAACCAAACAUUACCAUCAACUCAAACUCCACAAUUAGAACUAGAGGUGGAACCAGUGAUUCAUAUGAGACUAACUGAAAUAAACCCGGUAGAUAUGGAAGAUUCUGAAGAUACAGAAGAACCUGGGGUCAAGACCCAACAAUUGAACCAAGUUUAUGAAAGCACAGAACCUGCCUUGAGGGUUUUCACAUUAGUUGAAUAUGAAGGACCUGAUAAUGAUUCCUCGAGCUGUCACAAAGCCUCUCCUCCAGUGGUCAAUGGUUCCCCAUCAGUCAGUCAAUGCAGCCCUCUAUGUCCUUCUUCAUCCUGUGGUCACAAUUGCUUUAGUGUUCAUACCAAAAUAAAAGACCUGAAUGAUCACUUAUACAACAUGUCCAAAGAUGUGAAGAUAAACGCCUCAGAAAACUUGUUCCCUAAUGGCCAGGGCUACCGUAAGAGAGGACGUAUCAUAAACUGUGGUGUGAGAGACUGUGCAGUGUGUUUCAGUGAUACAGUGAAAGAGACCAGAGUAGACUGUGCAGAGAAAGCAGACAUCAGCACGGAGGAGCUUCUUCAGCCUGGGCACUGGCUGUUUCAGCAGGAGGAAGAGGAACUGGAAGAUAUCUGGAGAGGAAGAGUGGGUAAUCUCACUUCAAACUGUGCUGUGGAAAAAAAUACAGAUGAAGAAACAGGGCUAUCAAUCAAAACCAGCAGGGGACAGGUAGCACACCCACUCCAUGGAUGAGAUGGUUAUUUUGCCCGUGUAACCCCGUCCCAUCAUUGGCAAGAUGGGUUAUUUCAUGGAUGGGAUCGUUUUGAACAUCUCAUCAUUUAUCUGCUGUGCAUUUACUAUGCUGUACAUGUAUUAUUGUACUUCAGUUGUAUUCUUCUCUAUAUCAACAUGGUAAAUUUAAUGCAAAACUGUCAUUCUGAAGGUUGAUCCGAGACCCACUGUAUAGACUACAGUGCAGACACACAAUAGAAGUUUGAAAUUACCAUUGCCCAACUCCAGAUGGAGCCCUUGUCCUGCCUACAGCGGAAGGUUUAACCCAUGUACAAUAAAAAGGCACCUCUGUACACACCCAUUUCGAGCUAACAACAGAAUCAUCAGACCCAGAGACAUCAUGCUGCUGAUUCGGAAAUAAUAACAAGACUGUCAUGAGAAAAAACUUGUAUGGCACUCCCCUUUAUAACCAGACUCCAUUGUAAUAAGCUGUACAUCUCAGAAAACAGUUUGUAAAUCACUAUAAUGGAGCAUAUAUGCCAUUGAAGGGAUUAUUAAUGUGUUUGUGUGGCCAUAAAGUGCUGUUUUGUUAUUCUUACACUUACAUCGUUCACUAUUUUGCACAAAAUAAAACUGAAAGCACACGA